UACGACGUUCAAGCCUCUUUAUAUACAUAUACGUUUAUCAUUUUUUCCAAAGUGUAGGUGGAUGUUGAUCGAAACACUAGCAAACGAAUUAUAAGCGAGUGUUAGUGAAUUUUGGUGGGGGACAGCACUUUCGCCGACAGCGUGGCGGCAAUAGAAUUCAGUCUGUUACCAUCAUCAGUCACGAUUGGUUUUUCAUCAAAACUCACAUUGAGCAAACACUAAAAAUGCCACCGAAAAGAGAAAAAUAUAUAGGCCACUGUGGAAAAGCCACAUCGAUUUAGGGCGAGUUCCUCUCUUAGUUUCAAUUAUAUAUAUAUAUUGUGUGAGAAAAUUUUCGUUUUCAAAGGAUAUGUUUUCUGGAAUUAUUUAAGAUCUUUAUAUAUUGAAAAUAAUAAUAAUAAAUGUAAAUUAAAAAUUCGAGUAUACUGAUACUGAAGAUUUUGCAAGGGGCUUUGCUUGUCAUUUCGUUGUGGUAAAAGAAAAGGAAAAAAAAGAAGUAAUAAAAAUAGAGAAAAAAGAUCAUGAAUGAUAAAAGGAGAUGAAAGAAUUAACUGAUUGGAUCGAGGAACACGUGCUCUUUAAUCCCGUUGACGUUUGCGUUUCAACGGAAGGAAAAAGAAACACUCUCCUAUAUAUACGUGUAUACACCGCACGGAAGUUCAGUGACAGUAAAGACGAUAUUAUUUAUUAUUCAAAGCAAAGGAAAUGGUUAACGGCAGAAGAUCGAGAUAUGAAAAUUUUAAAAUUGAAAGAAAGAAAACGGAAGUGCUUUCUUUCAGUGGCGGAAGAAGAGUUGAUGUGAUAGUAAAUAGAAGAUAGGAGAGAAGAAGAAGAAGAAGAAGAAAAGAAGGAAGUGGAGGAAGUGGUGCAGAUUUGAAGAGACAAGAAAAGUGGUAUCGAGAAGAGAGCGCCGUCGCAAAGAAGUUGUGGACAUCGCCAGGGUAUAUGCAUAGUGUAUUAAUAGUAAUUAUCAGGGUGGGGAUCGCUCGCUGGUGAAAAUAGAAAAGAAUGUUUUUGGAAUCCAAUUGGACUUGGUUGGCAGAAGGAUGGGGUAAUAUGGCCGACUUGGCCGAGCGGGUGGACGAUUUGAUAUGCAGUUUUGAUUCGUCCAGUGAGACGACCAUGGACACGUUGUCGAUGCUGAUAUUCGGCUGGAUGCUGUUUGGCCUGGUGGUGUUGUGUGUCGGGAAAUAUGUCUAUAAUCGUUUUGUUCUUCAGGAAGCGGUGAAAAAUAGUGCGAGCACGAAAGAGGUACAUUCCACAUUGCAUGUAGGUGAGAGUGUUGUGCUUAUUGGUGCGGGUGCAGGAGCUGGUGCAGCGGGUAGAUCGUUACCAUUUGAGAAGCUCACAAAAACAACGACAUCAAGUGCAAAGUCCACGGGGACAGGAAGUGCAAGUGCAUCAGGUGGUGGUGGUGGUGGAAUUUUCACCUCCUCAGCGUCUUCGGCUAAUUCCAGUUCAACGGGCUAUGUGCCACCGACACCGCCAGUUAGAAAAAGACUCACGAGAAAGACAUCAGGUCCACUGAUAAGUCCGGCAAGAAGUUCGAGGGCUCUUAAUUUGCCAACGGCCACCGGCGCUGAUCCCGAUGCCGUCAGAUGGGUCAACGAGCUCCUCGUCUGGCUGCACGCGGAUCUACCUGCCCUCGAUGAACUUCUCGCUACCUGGGUGGCGUCUCUUAAUGAUUUCACUGCCAACUCUGUCGAGGAGCAUGGUAUUGGAGUGGAAUUUGUCAAAGUUCUUCCGGAAACACAUCCACCAGUUUUAUCCAACAUUUUCUGCGAAUGUGACUCGAAAGACGAUGUGACCAUCACAUGUGAUUGUGAGGCAACUCCAGCUUUACAAUUAAGGGCCUUACGUCAAAAAGGAGAUAAAGUCGAAUCCAGCCAUUAUCGAGUCAACGUCAACCGUUUCCGUGCUCGUCUCAAUGUUAUUUGCAUCACGGAAAAACUACUUAUUGAUUUAAAAUGCGAUGGGUGGCCUGAGAUCAAAGUAUCACUUGCUGCAGUGGGAACAAUAAAAAAGGACGUGAAAGAAAGCCACUUACAAGAAAUAGUUACCGAAAUUGUUGUAGCGGCAUUAAGAGGAACGAAUGUUCAUCUAAAUUUAUCUCAAUAUUCGUCAUGUCCUCGACUUUGGAGAGAACACACUCAAACUGGUUAUUCAUUACAGGGACAUUAUGAUAGUAUGCACAUGUCGAAUUCAUUGAUGCAUCAACGACAUCCUCAAUUUCAUUCCUCUUCAUCAACAAUACAGCAAUAUUUACCCGGUGAAAGGAGAUUACUUGUUAAAAUAGUGAAAGCCACGGAUUUAGGUGGUAAUCAAGGUUGCAAAGAACCUUAUUGUGUCGUUGAAUUGGACGAUCCACCACAAAAGAAUCAAACUUCUAUAAAAAAAGAUACGAUUAAUCCUCUUUGGGAUGAGGCUUUCCUCUUCGACGUCAAUCGAAAUACGACUGAAGUACUUUUGGAAUUAUUCGAUCAUAUAAAUAAAACAAAUAGAUUUUUAGGUUUGGGAAUUGUGGGAGUGGAAGAAUUAUUGGUGAAUCCUAGUCAAAGACAAAUUAUUCCUCUUCAAGGAAAACCCUACGACGAAGAUGAAAUUACUGGAACUCUUACUGUUGAGUUUCUACUCAUCGAAGGUGCUGAAGUGCCUCAGAUUGGGACCAAGCCGUACAAAGUGAAGGAAACGAUAAAGCCGGUAUCGCCGACGAGAACCUACAGCCCGACGAAUAAUCUCCUGAGCACCAAUAGUUUAAACUACAACAAUGGUAACAGCACUCUUAUCUUGUACGACACUACCAGUGAGUCCGCAGGGGACUUUCUGACGAAUGGAAACGCAAUGGAGUCUCCGUACCGAAGUGGGCAGACGAACGGCAACAAAGGAACAUUGAUUGUCCACAGCCAACAAAGGCAACCGGAGCGACACGUUGUCAAGGUAACAUUGAACGAAAAUGGAAGCUGGCAGGAGAUUUGCUCUCAGACAGGAAACAAUAAAGACCUCACUUCAGGAACGGAGAGUACACCAAAUUCAUCCACAUCUGAAAGUAUUCGAGAUAGGGGAAGACCCAGAAGGAAACGAAGAGACUUCUUUGGGACCAUAAAGAAGCGUUUAUCGAGAUCGAAAACAAGGAGUCGAUCUGUAGGUCCUGAUGGAGAUGCAAAUCAUGAAGAAACACAUUCUCGAUCAAUUUCUGCUGAUCGAGCUAGAGAUACCGGUUCCGUUGCUUGGUGCAUCCAAGUGUGUUGCAUGAGUGAACAAUUAACGAAAAUUACAGCAACCUUAUCGGUACCAGGAAGAGAAGAACACUCCAGAAGAUCAAGUUUAAGUGAAGCUUCAGGCAUCAGUGGAACUUCAACAAGAACUUACAUUAAUGAAGCUUCAACCUUAAUUCUGGAAACUCUUGAAAAUGGAAUCACAAAACACUACCUCGUGCCUCUGUCGCUAGCACAAAAAAGUAAAUGGAGGAAAAAGGGAAUAAAACUCCACAUUUUUAAUGAUCACACAUUCAUUGCCAGGCACAUACCAGGGGGCACCGUUUGUCAAGUGUGCAAGAGAACACUGGCCAGAAGAUUAGGAAAGCAGGGUUACGAAUGCAGGGAUUGUUUAAUGAAAUGCCAUAAACAUUGUCACGUUAAAGUUGACAAUAUGUGUCCAUCUUCAACAAUUCAAAGUAUCGAAAUGAUUCUCAUCAGAGUUACAAGAUUCGAGAGAAAAUCAAGAAGACUUCUUUGCUAGCGAGAACUUUCUUCGUCAUUUGCAUCGAGCUAGAGAAUUAAGUCUAAUUAAGCUUCCAAGUGAAGGAUAAUUUUUUUUUUUUUUUUUUUGAAUGCCAAUGGUACUAAGGAAUAUGAGUAACCGUUGGUUUCUUUUUUUUCGAAUCGAUGAUACGCUGGCACAACGAUAAUAAACGUUCGAUAAAUACAAGUAAUUGUGAUAUAAUAUAACACUUUACAAGAAAAUUUUUUAAAUAUUUACUAUAUAGAUUUACUCUAUUUACUCUCUGAAUCUGAAUCAAUGGAAAGCAGUAAAAAAAAAAAUUUAUUGAAGUAAAUCAAUAAGAGGAAUUCAUUUUUCUACAGAAAAAUUCAGUUGAACAAAAUUAAACGAGCUUAAACUACUUUUUCACUGUUUCUAAAUAAAGCAAUUGAUUUCAAUUAAUCAAAUUCCACUGAGAUUCAGUAUUAGAAAGUACGCCUUUAUGCAAAGGUAUGAAAAUCUUCCAUCAAGUGUGAAGACCUAUUUAUAUAUAUUAUUAGAAGAAAGAUCUCCCCCCAUUGAAAGAAACGCUUGAGACCAAUCUUUUAAGUCUAUAAAACGAGAAAUGCAUUUUUUUUCCUUUCUUUGAAAUAAAGAAAAAAGAUUUAUAAUUUUUCAAUAAGACUUUUAUCAAAUAAAAAUUUAUAAUUCAUUAUUUUGAAUUAAAAAAAAAAUAUUAAUUAAAAUUAAUUUAAUUAAUGAAAUAAUUAAUUCAUUGCGCAAAAUAUAUUACAGGGGAAAUUUUUAUACUUUCUUACGGGAUUAAAAAAAUUAUUCGAAAGUAAAUUUUUUUUGUAUAUAUAAAUAAGCAGUCUUUUUUUUGAAGACUUUUAAACUCUUUUUUUCCAUAUUGAUAAUUUUUUAAUCAAUUUUUGAUAUUUGAAAUAAUUAGAAAACAAGUAUUGUUAAUUUUCAGAAUAAAAAUUUUGUACAUUUUUUUUUGAUCAAUUUUCAUAUGUAGUAAUUUUGUACAUGGAAAAUAUUACUGAUUUGUAUAUAAUUAUAUUCCCAAGAGCAAAGUUUCGUUGUGCUGACGUAUUUUCGUGUCUACUAUUUAUUUCGAAUGAGAUUUUUAUAUUUCGAACGAUUUAAGUAGUUUUAAUUAUUUUUCAAGGCACAAACUAAGCCUUUAGUUGUUUUUUUUUCAAUUAUUUUAUUUGUAAAAAACAAAAACUUUUCACUCUAUUUAAAAUAUUUAUAUUUUAUUGUUCAUUAUAAAAACUGAAAAAAAAAUAUUUUCAUCAAUUUUGAAGAGGAGAAAUACUUUAUUGUUUUUUUUUUCCAAGUUUUUAAUCGAACGACUGAACAGAGUAUUACUCAAAAUUAUUUUAUGAAUAUAAAUAUGUAGUUGAAAAGUUUUCAAGAGAGCCAUUUACAUUAUGUUAAUAUUGUUUGUUUUCUUUUUAUUUGUUACUAUACUGAAAAAAAUGUUUAUUUGGUUAUUCAUUUUUUUUAAUGAAAUAUAUCUGUAAUUUAGGGUCCCCAAUUAUUCUAGACGGUAAAUUUUCAUUUUUUAAACACUGAAUAUUAAAGUAAUUUAAAAAUUAAAGAAAAAAAAUUAUUAAACGAGAGUAAUUAAAAUUUUUUAAAUCAAAAUAAAGAUGAUGAACGUAAUGAAAAAUAGUAAAAUUUAAAUGAAUAAAUAAAGAAAAGAAAAAUCUAAAGUAAAAAUUUGAAAUUGUGUAGAAAUAAAUGGAUAAGAAAAUAAUUGAAAAAUUGAAAAUAAAGGAAUUAUGUAAGUAAUAUUGAGAAUUUGGAAAAAAAUUUGAAAUUGUAAAAUCAAAAUUUGAAGAACAUUAUUUUUUGAAAAAUGAAAUUUUUAUCAGAUUUGUAUAAUCUCAAUGAUUUGUUUGGAAAAUUUAAAUUCAAUGUCAAUAAAUAUUGAAAUUUAAAUUAUUUUGAAAAUUUCUAAAUCAAAAAGAUUUCAACUAAUCAUUGACAUUUUUUUAAAGAAUAAAUAGUAAUCGAAUUUUAAUGUUGAAUUUAAUUUUUUUUCAAAUUAUCUCCAAAAAAAAAAAAAUAUUUCUGCAAUAAUUAAUAUCCUAUAAUUUUUCUAUUCUUUAAUUUUUUCCUAUCAUUAAAUUUCCAAUUAUUUUUUUUCUUUUCUUUAUUUCUUUAUUUAUUUAUUUUUUUUUAUUCUAAAUAAUUUUUAUAUCUAUAUUUAUUGUCUUCUAUUGAAGCGUUAAAAUUAAAAAUUAAAAAAAGAAUGUCUAGAAUUCUUGAAGAUUUUGUCGAUUUUCGAAACAUUGUCAAAGCAAAUUUAUUUAUUUCCAUAUUUGAAGAAGGCAAAUUUUCAUAGCGUUAAAAGAUUGUAUUUAUAAAUAAAUAUCUUGAAAGUAGAUUUUUUCUUAAUUUUAAAAAGAGAAAAAAAAAAAUAUUCUCUAAUUUAUUGCUAUGAAAAUGUGCAUUUUACACACGACUGUUUGCAUUUUCAUGACUCGAAGGUUCUAGAAGACCUAAUUUAGGCUACGUUUCUAUUUCUAUUCUAAAGAACCGAUCAACUGUAUAGAUUAUAUGCCUAGAUUUUUGCAUAAAUCCUAGCACACGAGAUAAAAAUCUAUUGCAAAUAUAUGAAAGUGAGUACGUGUUAUUUGUAAUAAUUAUAUACAUAUACAUAUAUAUAUAUAUUAUAAUGAUAACGAUAUCGAUAAUAAAUUGUAAGGUGCGAAAAAAAAAUCGCAACUCCAACGCAAUCAUAAUAUUAUUAAUUAAAUAUUUAUAUAUGAAUGCUGAGCAAAAAUUAAAAUAAAAUAUAUUCUAACAGGAUUAGAAUAUUUUAUAAAUUACAAAUUACUUUUUAGUUUCUAAUUAUUAUUUUGUAAAUUUAUACACGCGUCUAUUAAUAUUGAAUAUUAAUUUCUUUUUAUUAAAAUUUAAAUUAUUAAUAAUAUUUAGUUGAUAAUUUAACGUUAAAUUAAAUUAAAUUAAAUUAAAUUAAAUUAAAUUAAUUAAAAUAAAUUUAACAUUAAGUUAAAUUUGUAGUAAUUAUAGUUUUAAUUCUUCAGAAUUAUUUUGCAUCAUGAAUUUUACAUCUCAUGCCAUUUUGAAAAUAUAGAGAAUUAAAAAAAUUUUGUUAUUUUGAAAAUAAAUUUUCUUCAAAAAAAACUGUAAAAAAAUGAAAAUUUAAAUUAUUUAUAAUAAAAAAAAAUAAUAAUAAAAAUCGCCAAAUAUUUCUGUAUCAAAAAUGAUAAAUUGAAUAAUUAAACAAAAAAGUGAUUUGUAAUAUUUUCUGCACAGCCUAAUGUCGAUCAAUGAUUUAUACAACGUUUUUAAAGCAAUUUAUCAAUUAGGAUCUACAUUUAUAAUUUAAGAUUUAAGAUAAAAUCAAAAUCCAAGCACUGUGUGAUGAAAUUUUUUUUUUUUGCUUCGUCUCAUUACAUCUUAUUGUUAUAAUAUUUACUCACUGAAUUAUUAUAUUUUUCAAUUCAUCUUUGUUAAUAUUUUUAAGAAUUCUUGUUAGGACUAAAAAUACGAUAUUACUGGAAUUAUUAUUUUUUUUUGUAAUUGAUUCACUAUUUAAAAUUCCAAUGAAUAAAAAUUGAUAAUUAUUAGUAGUAAAUAAUAAAGUUAGAAUUGCUAAUUAAUUAAUUAUUACACCGUUAAUAUCAUUAUUAUUUUCUAUUUAAAAUAAAAAAAAUUAAUUAUUAAUUCAAAAUUCAUUAAUAAUUCAUGAAACUAUUUUUGGUAUUCAAGAAAAUUUCCAGAAAAAUGUAUUUUAAAAAUAUUAAAAAAAAAAAUUGAAUUCCAGUUUGAAUAUUGUAGUCUUUAUUUAUUUAGUUUUUUUUUUUUUUUUAAUUUCAUUUUUACGACUAGCGUCAUAAUAUGAAAUGUACAUUGUCGACGAAAAAUAUGAUCAUAUAGUGCCUAUAUAGAUGUUGUUGCAAUAUUACAUUUUACAUUAUACAUAAUUCAUAUAACGUUGUAAUUUUAUCAUUGUAUCAUAAAGAAUUUAUUCAUUGACAGUAUUUCCGGUUAUCCUGUGAAAAAUUCUGUCAUCAUCGAAUCUUCAAACUCUAAAAGAUAUAUAAAAUAUUAUAUAUGCUAAUGUAAUACAGUUAUAUUGGAGACAAUUUUGCGCGAAGCCCAAAGGGAUAUUAUUAUAUACAUAUUAUGUAAAAGAGAUAAAAUAAUAUAUUAUGAUCGCACAAUCCCUA
This is a messenger RNA of Leptopilina boulardi, 7913 nucleotides long. RefSeq lists its product as uncharacterized. Lineage: Eukaryota; Metazoa; Arthropoda; Insecta; Hymenoptera; Figitidae. The transcript is spliced from 18 exons. The record is from RefSeq and is a predicted model, not a curated record. The coding region runs from base 1009 to 3738 and encodes 909 amino acids.